Odontomachus brunneus is the source of this 2143-nucleotide messenger RNA. RefSeq names its product coatomer subunit delta (gene deltaCOP). Gene Ontology annotation, cellular component: COPI vesicle coat; cytosol. Gene Ontology annotation, biological process: Golgi localization; retrograde vesicle-mediated transport, Golgi to endoplasmic reticulum; endoplasmic reticulum to Golgi vesicle-mediated transport. The transcript has 8 exons. Bases 155 to 1702 code for a protein of 515 amino acids. Lineage: Eukaryota; Metazoa; Arthropoda; Insecta; Hymenoptera; Formicidae. The record is from RefSeq and is a predicted model, not a curated record.
CGUCUUUCGUAAUGCCACACGUCAGCACAGUGCGCCCUCUGUUCUCCUCCUUCACGUAUUUGUUAUGUGAUGUGGAGUUGGAUCGUUACAUGUGAAAAAAAAAUACAUAUAGAUUUGUCACAGGACACACGGUGUUUCGGGAUCGCUCGCCAAAAUGGUACUCAUCGCUGCUGCGGUAUGCACCAAAGCAGGAAAAACCAUCAUUUCUCGACAGUUUGUCGACAUGACAAAGGCAAGAAUAGAAGGCCUACUUGCUGCAUUUCCAAAACUGAUGAGCUCGGGUAAGCAGCAUACAUUUGUGGAGACCGAAUCUGUCAGAUAUGUGUAUCAGCCUUUAGAAAAAGUAUACAUGCUGCUCAUCACUACUAAGGCCAGCAAUAUUUUGGAGGACUUGGAGACCUUGAGGCUCUUUGCCAGAGUACUCCCAGAAUAUUGCAAUUCCAUGGAUGAACUUGAAAUAGCAGAGAACGCAUUCAAUUUGAUAUUUGCAUUCGAUGAGAUCAUUACAUUGGGCUACAGGGAGAGCGUCAAUUUAGCACAAAUAAGAACGUUCGUGGAAAUGGACUCGCAUGAGGAGAAAGUUUAUCAGGCGGUCAGGAUGACGCAAGAACGCGAAGCUAAGAACAAAAUGCGCGAAAAGGCCAAGGAAUUGCAGAGACAACGAAUGGAGGCUAAUAAGAAGAACGUCAAAAGUCCCGGAUUCGGCGGAGGAUUCGGGAGCGGCGGUGUACCAGCCAUCGCGACUGUUGGUGACUCAGCUAACUUUAUGCCUGAACCAAUUAGACCUUCUUACAAGCCCAAACAGAAACCAUCGGUCAACGCUGGACCGGGUGCUAUGAAAUUGGGCGGCAAAUCUCACGACGUGGAUACUUUUGUUGAUCAAUUGAAAGAAGAGGGAGAUAUCAUUUUGGUAGGAGUCAUUACUACUCCUGGAGCGAAACUGACACCGAUUAUGGCUCAAAUAAUUAACUUGGAAUUGGUUCACCUGAGGCAAGAAGAAAAACUCAACGUUCGCGUCGGCCGGGAUGGAGGCUUGCAAUAUUUCGAAUUACUUGGUUUGAUGACGUUACGUAUCUCUGAUGAGAAAUGGGGACGCAUCCGUGUACAGAUUGACAGUAGGCAGGAGAUGAGAGGCAUUCAGUUACAAACUCAUCCAAACGUAGAUAAAGAAUUGUUCAGAUCACGUGGGCAAAUUGGCCUGAAAGUACCUACAAAACCAUUCCCGUUGAACACCGACGUCGGUGUCUUGAAAUGGCGUUUACAAGCGCAAGAAGAAACAGCAUUGCCAAUCUCAAUAAAUUGCUGGCCUUCCGACAACGGAGAGGGCGGCUGCGACGUGAAUAUCGAAUACGAAUUAGAACAGACCGAUCUUGAGUUAAACAACGUCCAAAUAAACAUCCCUCUACCUUUGGGAUGCACUCCUGUCGUCAGCGAAUGUGAUGGACAAUAUGAACACGAACCACGACGGAGCAUGUUAGUCUGGACCCUACCAUUAAUCGACGCUUCGACAAAAUCUGGCUCGAUGGAAUUCUCGGCCCCAUCUUCAAACUCUGCGGAUUUCUUCCCACUACAGGUUUCUUUUUCAUCUAAAACGCCGUAUGUCAAAAUUAAGAUUAGCGAAGUUUUGCACGUAGAUGACGCGAGCUCCGUUAAAUUUUCGGUAGAAUCAGUACUCUAUACUGAUUCUUAUGAGGUCGUAUAAAGUAUUUGAGUAAAUAAGAAUAUGGCAAGAAAGAGAAAAGAUAUAUAUAUUUCUCUCAAUGAGACAUCUAAUGUUACGAUCAGUAAUCGAGAUCGACUAUCGUUUAAUUUUUAAUUUUAUUGCCAUACAAUCAUUCCCCUUGUAUGAUCAAUGAAGAUAUGUUGAUACACGUCGUGCGGUAUAUUUAUGUAUAUCAAUUUAUUGCCGCUAUUAAUUAGCUAUCCGGUGCCGAAUACUUACAUAAGUUUGUAUAAAACGAGAGAAGAGUAUAUUUUAAUUAGAGGAAUUUGAAACUAUUAUGCGACUUAUAAAAUUCACAGUUUUUACUUUUUAUUCAGUACGUAUGUCUUAGUAUUGAAAGAUAGCAUAUGCAAAAAUUGUAUUAUUACCAAAUAUAUAUAUACAUAUAUAUAUAUAAAAUUUUAUUUAUUAUUAAGUUAA